This is a messenger RNA of Plasmodium berghei ANKA, 1326 nucleotides long. Its product is annotated as conserved Plasmodium protein, unknown function. The transcript has a single exon. The record is from RefSeq and is a predicted model, not a curated record. The coding region runs from base 1 to 1326 and encodes 441 amino acids. Lineage: Eukaryota; Apicomplexa; Aconoidasida; Haemosporida; Plasmodiidae.
AUGAAAAAGCUAAUUGAAAAAAAUGUAAUCAAAAUAAAUUAUAACACUUUUGUAAAUCAAUAUAAAAAAGCUUUUAAAUGUGAAAAGGAUAUAAUUGAUGAAGAACUAUAUGAACAUUUUAUUAUAAAUCCUUUUACUUACUCUAGACCAUUUGGAUGCUUGCUUCCUAAUUAUAACAACACAGAAAAAUAUUAUUUAAAUGGGAUAAAUAUUUUUGAAAUAGUAGAUUAUGUUAGCAUAAAUGAGCGUUUGUAUAAAUUUGAAAAUGGAGAUAAUGAUGAUGAUAGUGAUCAAAACGAAGAAAAUUUCACCAAUUUGCUCGAAAAUUCAGAAAACGAAGAUAUAAUAGACUAUAGUAACAGUGAGGUGGAACAUGGAAAUGGAAAUAAAAAGGGGAUAAAAAAUAAAAAAUCGAGAAAAAAUAAUGAAAGUAUGAAAAACAAAGGACGCAAAAAAACAACUAAUCGUAACAUGAACAAUAAUAACUUCACUACACAAGUAAAAAAAUGCAAUAAUAAAUAUCGAAGAAUUUUUCGUUUUUUACUAUUUGAUGGUAAAUAUUUUAUUUAUGCUUAUGAAUACGAAUUUAAUGAAAAUUUUAAUUAUCUUGAGACAAAUAAAUAUAAAUAUCCAAAAAUAAUUUUAUAUAAUAACCCAGUUAUUAGGCGUAAAGUAAUAUUAUUAAAAAAAAACCAAGCGAUUAUUUUAUUUAAAGGAAAUACAACAAUAGAACAAAAUAGUUCCAAUAUAAAAGAUGAAGAAAAAUACCAUGAUAUAGUUAACGUUAAUCAAAAAAAUUAUUUUAAUUAUAAUAAUAAAAAAGAUGAACUUAUUCCUAUUUCUACAAAAAAUGAAUCAAAUUAUUAUAACUGGUCUGAUAGUUAUAAUAUGUCUAAUCAAAAUAGGAAUCGUAAUGAUGAUCUAAAUUAUUUAAGCAGAGAAAAUAAUAUAAGACAUUUUUAUUACGAAAAUGAAAAUUUUAAAAAUACAUAUACCAAUUCAGGCAUUGGCAAAGACGAAGAAAAUUAUAAUUAUUUUUAUAAUGACAACAAUUCAAAAGGUCAUAAUUGUUUCACAUUUCAUCAAAAUAACGAUAAUAAUGAUAAAUACAAACAUUUUAAAAGUUGUACACCCUUAAAACAGGCACCUAAUAUUAAUGAAAAUGUAUAUAAUAAGAAUUUUAUUCAAACAAACUCAACAAAUAAUAAUUCAAAAAAUAGCAAUCAACUAAUAGAUUUAACAGAGGAUUUUUUUUCAUCUAAAUUUUUCCAAAAAUCACCGGAUAUAAAUAACACAUGUAAUGAUGUUAUUAUUUUGGAUGAUUAA